Messenger RNA from Dreissena polymorpha, 2133 nucleotides. Its product is annotated as glutathione hydrolase-like YwrD proenzyme. Bases 33 to 1715 code for a protein of 560 amino acids. Lineage: Eukaryota; Metazoa; Mollusca; Bivalvia; Myida; Dreissenidae. Gene Ontology annotation, biological process: glutathione catabolic process. Gene Ontology annotation, molecular function: glutathione gamma-glutamate hydrolase. The transcript is spliced from 10 exons. The record is from RefSeq and is a predicted model, not a curated record.
GUAACUCUUCGCAAGUGGGAGUUAAACCAAGUAUGGAUCACGAACUACUGUUUAAUUCCAAUCGAUCGGUGCUUGUCUGCAGAAACGGCUGUGUUGCAUCUUCACAACCUCUGGCAUCACUCAUUGGCGUUGAUAUCCUGAAGCUUGGAGGGAAUGCUGCGGAUGCUGCAGUGGCUGUUGCUGCUGCCUUGAAUGUUACAGAGCCUACUAGCACUGGAAUAGGAGGCGAUGCAUUUUGCUUGUUUUAUAACAGAAGUACUAAAAACGUUCAUGGUUUGAAUGGAAGCGGUCGAGCCCCUGGUCAGCUGACCAUUGACCGUCUGCAGAGCGAGGGGUACGGCUUGGAUAAACCUUUACCUGUGAAUCACGGUCACACGGUCACAGUGCCUGGCGCUGCAGCCGCUUGGUGCGAUGCUGUGGAAAAGUUUGGAAGUGGGAAGUUAAGUAUGUUAGAUAUUCUACAACCAGCUAUUCGUCUUGCCGAGGAAGGCUUUCCAGUGCAGAAAAUAACAGCACACGCAUGGGCCAAAGGUGCUUGGCUGUUACAAGAGAAGAGGAAUAUGUUUGGGCAGGAUUUGCUGAUAAAUGGUCAACCACCAAAACACGGAGAAGUAAUGCAAAACCCUUGGUUAGCAAACACUUUCAAGGCAUUAGCCACUCACGGAAAAUGUGGUUUUUAUGAAGGCCGUAUAGCUGAAGAAGUUUGUAAAGUGGUACAGAAAUUUGGGGGCCUGAUGACACCGGAAGAUCUAAAGACAAACGUGUCUACCUUCGAGGAGCCAAUUAAAACGGACUAUAAGGGUCACAUCGUGUGGGAGAUCCCUCCUAAUGGGCAGGGCAUCACAGCUCUUAUGGCCUUAAACAUUCUAGAAGGAUACAAUUUGCAGGCAAUGGGACAUAAUUCUUCCGCUUACUUGCACACACUGAUAGAAGCCCUACGACUCAGCUUUGCGGAUGUCGCAAGAUACUGCGCGGAUACAAGCAAGGUUCAUGUUCCAAUUGAGAAGAUGUUGUGCAAAGAUUAUGCUGCAGAACGAAGGGCUUUGAUCAAAGAAAACGUGACCCUUCCGAAUGUUAGUGAUGGCGAAACCUUGAAGGGUAACGACACGGUUUACUUUACUGUAACAGACUGUGGCGGCAACGCUUGCUCAUUCAUUAAUAGUAAUUAUAUGGGCUUCGGAACCGGUAUCGUGCCUGAAAACUGUGGAUUCACACUGCAAAACAGGGGCCUGAACUUCUCCCUGGACCCAGGGCACCCUAACGUGGUGGCGCCACACAAACGGCCGUAUCAUACUAUUAUACCAGCCAUGGUGACCUCAGCUGAAACAGGCGAGCUGCUAGCGAGCUUCGGGGUGAUGGGCGGGUUCAUGCAGCCUCAAGGUCACGUACAGGUGCUGCUGAACAUGCUCGAGUUUGGUAUGGACCCUCAGCAGGCACUUGACAUGCCGCGUUUUUGUAUCGGCCACGGGCACACGAUGUCAGAAGGAAGCCUGAAUCAUGUUGCCCUAGAAACCGGAAUUUCAGAAAGCGCUGUACAGCAGCUAGUCGCUAUGGGACACAACAUUACUGCGAACGUAUCUGGCUACAAUAGGGCCAUUUUUGGUAGGGGCCAAAUCAUCGCCAAAGGGACUUGGCCCUUUAACCAUGUUGGUGAGAGUAACGUGUAUUGGGCAGGUUCGGAUCCACGUGCAGAUGGGGCUGCCAUAGGAUACUAGACCCUGUCUAACCAUCUGUAUUAUAAUCAAUAUUUACUCAGUCUCUAUUAAAAGCACAGAAGGAUUCUGUUUUGCUUCUUUAUGAGGAAGCAUAACGGCAGCUGUGAUACAAGGAUCAUUAACGCGGUGUCAGGCGUUUUUUUUCUAAAAUUUGACAAAAUUAAUUAAACUGUUUGACAAAGGUAUCUUCUUUUUUUAAAGAAAAAGUGGUAGCUUGAUAGACCUGUUCGAGGUUUCUUUCACACGAUGACACACUUAAGGCACGAUACAAACAUAAUUUAAAUAUGUUUGAAAAACAGUGGUAUAAAACAGAGUAAUUCUCGAUUAACUAGACAUCAUGUUUAUGACUUUAUUUAUUACGAUGAAUAAUGUGUAAAAGUUCAUUUUGUUAUUCUAUUACAUAAUUAUAAUAUUUAAA